UUAUCUUAGUGUUCGGUAAAAAUUUCGUAGUAGGAUUGAAGGUUUUGUUGUCUUGUAGGCUUGCCAUGUUUCAGCCAAGCCAUCUGUUAGUUGACAUUCAUGGAGGCUUUAGCACUAUUCUGGACUUUGUUGUUGGUUUUGUCUACAGUAUGUCCUGUGUUACACACUGACGCCGAAGAAACGAGGACCUAUCAGCAAGUAGGUCAUGGCUAUGGGGAGUCGUUAAUAGGUGAUGACCUGAGCGCCAGGACCGUGUUCAACAUGUCGGACUUUGAUCAGAACAGUUUGCUUACAGAAGACGAGUUCAAGCGUGUCUUCCGAAAUUUCGACAAUAAUAGUGACAACCAUGUGACUACGAGAGAAUUUCUGGACCAUUGGCAACACAAGGACCUGGGCACUCUUGACAAGGGCCUGCAGCUCUUUAUGAAUCUCGACGUUAACAAGGACUGGGUGAUUGACAUGGACCGCGAUAUGAUGUACAUCUUCCUUUGGUUCGACGUCAAUAGGGAUAGUCAAGUAACUGAGUCCGAGUUCGUCACAAUCUGGAUAAAGAUGUAUUCUUAAGACAUGCCGAUGUGUUGUUGCUGUUCAUCAACCAAUAUAUUUGACAAAAUAAAAUAAAACAUGGCGUUUCAAUAA
Dreissena polymorpha is the source of this 639-nucleotide messenger RNA. RefSeq lists its product as uncharacterized. The coding region runs from base 100 to 564 and encodes 154 amino acids. The record is from RefSeq and is a predicted model, not a curated record. Gene Ontology annotation, molecular function: calcium ion binding. The transcript is spliced from 5 exons. NCBI's taxonomy places the organism in Eukaryota, Metazoa, Mollusca, Bivalvia, Myida, Dreissenidae.